Talaromyces stipitatus ATCC 10500 is the source of this 2441-nucleotide messenger RNA. RefSeq lists its product as uncharacterized. NCBI's taxonomy places the organism in Eukaryota, Fungi, Ascomycota, Eurotiomycetes, Eurotiales, Trichocomaceae. The record is from RefSeq and is a predicted model, not a curated record. The coding region runs from base 26 to 2332 and encodes 768 amino acids. The transcript is spliced from 2 exons.
GGUGCAGAGACAAGAAAUAAUCAAAAUGGCAGAACAUCUAUUUUACCCUGAAGAGCCCCAGAAACCUCUUCGGAUAGAAUAUAAUGGCCCACUAUACGAUAAAGGCGACUGGGAUCAAUAUCCGGUUCGCGGUGGCUGGAGGACGGAGACCGGCCCUGAAAAGUUCUCUUUACGUGCUAUUCCGCAGGAUCUUCGUGACUGUAUAGAGUGUUGGCUUUAUUUUGGUGUGUUGUGUUAUGUGUUUGGAGAGAAACUGGAGCAGAAUGAUUUUUUGCUUCGUGAUGACAAGCAGUACUUGACUACGAGGGAAUUGAAUAAGUAUGUCGAGAAUGCAAAGGACUGGAAAAAGAACAAGCUGGGCGAACGAGCUAUACUCAUCGUGCAAACGGUGUGCGAGCAGCUGUCUAGAUACAAAUCUAUUCUGCGAGAUGAGAUGAAGUUGGCAAUUCGCCUAAUUUGCCAUGCUCUCUGGAACAUCUCUGUAAAACGAGACGGGCCACAGACCAAAACCGGCCAUGUACAAAUAUGGCUUCUCAGCACACAGUACGAGGCCGAUCAAUUACUGAAGCAUGGAUGGUGUCCCUGGGAAGUCACAAAGGCGCGCAUGACAGGUGGAGGAGUCGAUACUCCUGCGUAUCUGCUUCAGUUGGUUCGGAAGAAGCCAGCCUGGGACAAGAAGACGCAUGAUUUGUGCAAGAAGACAGAAUGUGUGGUGAAUAACAUCAAAGAUGGCGAAUAUGCUACAAGACAUGUCACUGAGGAUUGCGCAUGCGCACAUCUACAGGCUGAUAUCCAACAGUUACAUACUAUUCUGCUGGAAGGAGGCGUUCCACUCCUUUGCAUAUCACCACCUGAGAGUAAAGACGAUGGAUUCAAGAUUGAGAUUGUCCGAAAACGUUCUAGUAGGCAAUAUGUCGCCAUUUCGCAUGUAUGGUCCGAUGGAUUAGGCAAUGAGAACGGCAAUACGCUGCCACAUUGUCAAAUACAACUCCUUUACGAACGGGCGAGACGUCUGGCUACGGAUAAGGAAUAUGUGCCCCGACAUACCGGUGGCCCAUUUGGACAAUUACAUACCGGUGCAUCGCGACUUGCUCAUUUCGCUAGCAGUCAAACUCGGGGGAAAGAUGAGUCGGUACUCAUAUGGAUUGAUACGUUAUGUAUACCGCAUCAGCGCGAUGUGCGGAGUUUGGCGAUUCAGCGGAUUCGCGAGGUGUAUCUUGACGCGUAUCGGACUAUGAUCCUCGAUUCGGAAAUGAGACAGGUCGAAUCACAGUCUACACCUCCGCUGCAACUUCUCCUACGAGUACUCUACUGCUCAGGCUGGAUCAGGCGCCUAUGGACUCUCCAAGAAGGUCUCGCAGCGAAAAGCAAACUCUAUGUUCUAUUUUCCGACAAAGCAAUCAAUAUAUCCACCAUCGCCGAUGAGAUCCUGUCCAAAAUCGACAAGGGUAAAAUACUUAUCUUGCAGGAAAAUGUAGCUUUUUUCGCGAUGGCUGUCUGGUUCUCAUUUUUUAAACAUACCAUCGACUAUGCAUCCAAGUUUGAGCGCGCGGUUGACGUUUUCACCAGUCCGUUUAUAAAAGGUGGUCUUACGAAAGAGAAUCUGCUUUCCUGGAAUUGGUACAAUGUCGCUAUGCGCGCUACUAGUAAAGCUGGAGACCGUCCUAUCAUUCUAGCCGGCGUUUUGAAUCUUGACGUCAAGGAGAUUCUGGAUGUCAAGGGUGACUCCGACGAGCAAAAAUCUGACGAACGCAUGCGUAAGUUUUAUAGUUUAUUAGACGAGUUUCCGCAUGAUAUCAUAUUCCAGGAAGGACCUCGGUUUGAAGAAGACGGGAUGCGCUGGGCGAUGAAGGUGUGUCAGUUCCUUGACGAACCGCGAUAUCUCGGUAGUGCAAUUGGAAAGAUUACGCCCAAGGGUUUGCAGAUAUCGACCCUGUGGUCGUGGUUGUUCCCAUCUCACGUUGCGUUUGAUUUGAGUGUGAUUGAUUUCGAUGAAGGGCAGCGUGCUUGGGAGAGGUGGCUUGCUGAAUAUCAGUUGGAAGAUGCAACUACGACGAAUCUAUGUGUGUUCAAGCCAAAGGUUAAGGUUGAAUUGAAGCCGGAAGGGAGUUAUGGGAUUAUCCUGAUGGAGACCAAGGGUUCGAGGCCUGGUGGACUGAGUUUGUGUGCACUGGUGGAAUUGCAGACUGACACAGAUGGAGUUAAUUAUGCGAGGUAUAUUGGUGUUGGCACUGUUAAGGGUAUGUCUGAUUUUGCGGAUUUGCCAGAGGAUGGAUAUUUGUUGCCGUUUGGAUGGGAUAGCUUACAGAAACGGGAAUGGGUUGUUGGAUGAUUGAACCCAUUAGAUAUCGAGAUUCGCAGUCGUCUGAAGUCCUUUAGAAUUAUAUACAAAUAGUCAGGAUGAUUAUGAGUGAGUUCUAGCUAAUAUGAGAUGAUGAGUC